This is a messenger RNA of Corythoichthys intestinalis (scribbled pipefish), 2245 nucleotides long. It is a transcript of the gene drc1, whose product is annotated as dynein regulatory complex subunit 1 homolog (Chlamydomonas). Gene Ontology annotation, biological process: regulation of cilium movement; cilium-dependent cell motility; axonemal dynein complex assembly. Gene Ontology annotation, cellular component: axonemal dynein complex; axoneme. The coding region runs from base 119 to 1999 and encodes 626 amino acids. Lineage: Eukaryota; Metazoa; Chordata; Actinopteri; Syngnathiformes; Syngnathidae. The transcript has 15 exons. The record is from RefSeq and is a predicted model, not a curated record.
UUAUACAAUCGGUCUCCGUAGCAACAGGUCGCAAACGCGCUGCGCUACUGUGCUGGAGUCGGCGCAUCUUAUGACUUCAUCAUCUUGUGUAAUACUUUAAAAAUAAAGUGUAAUUAAUAUGGAAAACGUGAAGACUGCUGAGGAGGCUUGUGAGAAGUCUGAUUUUCCCGGAAACGAAGACUCAGAAAUCAGGGCAUCUGCGCAGGAGAGUUUUCCUCUUGGAGAGGAGCAACAUGAAAAGGCGUGGAACCCUGAGAGAAUUUCAAAACUGGAGAGUGAUUUGCUGGCAUUAGUGAGCAACAUCCAAGUUGCAGCUGACGCGAAAGAAUCUUUGCGAAGGGAAGAGUUGGAGGAAGCUCGCAGGAUACGCUCAGAGCUGCUAGAGAAGGAAGUCAAAUCCAGCCAGGAGAAGUUUGAGGAGAUCACUAGCAGGUGGUCUCUGGCCAAAGAGGCGGUCAUCCCUCAGGAUCUGCAAGAGAUGUUAAAGUGGCAGCAGCUUUUGUGCGAGGAACUCAUUGAGGACAAGAAGAAAGUCAUUAAAGACCUGCAGCAGGAGUUGAAGAGCGGGGAUGAUCGCUAUGUAAAAGACUUGAGAAGGCAAGCAGAGGAGGUGGAUCUGAUGAUGCAACGCUCUGAAGAACUAAUCAGUACUGUGACACAAGCCUACAGGGAGGAAUUGGCCCAGAUUGAGAACAUAUACCGACAGGAAUAUGACGUCUUGCUUACAAAAGACCAGGCACAAUGGGAGCAGUGUGUCAAGAAACUGUGGGACCAACAGCAAGAGAUGCUGGAAGAGAGAAGGAGGACAGUAGAGGAGUACGAAGCCAAGAUUCACAACCUGAUGAUGGAUCCGGAAUAUAAAUAUGAUGCAAUGAGGGAUGAACAUGUUGCUAAAUUUCAGGAAUUGGAAAGGGAACAACAGCAGAUGAUGGCUGACAAUAUGAUCAGCAAUAUAAACUACAUCAAAGACAAGGAUGAUAAUAUGUGCAACUUGGCUCACAUGAAGAAGAGAAUUCUCAGUCUGCAGACAGAGCUGAAAAACCUUAAGCGCACCUACACGAACAGCAAGAAACAAUCAGAGAAGGAAAACAGUCGUUUGUCCGAUGAAUACAAACGCAGCAUUGAGCAAUAUCAAUGCAUGCAGCAGAGAAUCAGGCACUUUGCCGCCUCUGAUGCCAAACAAUUUGAGGAAACAUGGAGGAUGCUUGACAAGGAAGUGAGGCAGCAAGUGGAAAAGGCUUUGCUCAUCGAUGCCAUGAUUUGGAAGCAGGUCCUCGGUUUAGCUUGGGCGAGACCUCAAGGGAAUUCCUUUCUGGAUCUGGAUGAUCCAGACUGCCUUUGCAAACAAGCCAAUGUGGAACCCGGGCCGAUGGAUGGUGGGGCUGGGCCAUCAGAGGAAGAGAAGUUGCCCUUGGAGACCAUGAAGGAAGUCAUGGAACUGCUGUGUGAUGAGUCGGGCUUCCUCACAGAAGACCGACUCCCACUGUUGGCAACCUUAAACAAGAAGGAACAGAAUGUCGUCAAGCUGGAGGCUCUUCUCAAUAUUUUCGGCAUGGAUGAGGAAGCUAUACCCAGUUUGGCUAAUUUUAUCCUCAAGUACCAGCAGAGGGAGCCAGAUGAGGCUGCCUCUGCUGGUUCACUUGAAUGCAGUGACAAGUCCCAGGAUGGCGGCACCACUUCGGCAUGUAAUCCUAAUCACAUUUUACCUGCUCUUCGGGACUUCCUUAAGCAUCACAGCCACUUCAGGAACCAAACCAGCGGGCACCAUCACUACUGGAGCGCAGACAUGUGGGAUUCCUCAGAGGAUGAAGCCUACUGGGAAAGUUUAGCCAACAUUAUCACCAAAGAUAAACUCAAAGUGUGGGAUGCGGCAGAGAUCAUACUGAAAAAACACUUGUCAGUUGUUACUGAGAUUUCAGAUUGCCUCCCUGAAAUUGAGAGUCUGGAACAGCAGAAUACGGAACUUCGCACGCUGCUGCAACAAUCUGCUAGCUCAUGAGUAUAUGGCGGAAAACACAGACAAGACUGAAAAAGCAGUUUCUGCUUUUGCAACCCUCUUUAAAAUAAACUGCUGUAUUUUAAGCCAAAAGAACUGCUGUGUUUGAUAGAACAACAUGUCUAUAUGCUGCCAUAGCAGAUUCAUGGCGUAUUAAGCCCCCAAACUAUUUUUAAUUUGUCCGUUUUACCCUGAAGACCCACGUUUACAGACGUCGCGCAACCGCUUUUGUUUCAACCCAGCCAUAAA